AAUAAACUAAAAACAAACGUGGAUCAUACCAAAGUUCACUAGUUAAAUGUACGAUAUAUAACUUGCGUAUUUAGUUCUUGUAAGUGAAGACCAAUCUCACCCCGAAAAUUUCUGCACUAUUAACUGUCUGCCUGAAAUGUCUAAUAAAAUGCAUGAACUUGUACAUUACUAUGUGGGAAUAGAUGUGGGAAGCGCAAGUGUGCGUGCAGCCUUAGUGGACCAGUUUGGCACAGUGCUGGCACUGGCCGAACAACCAAUCCAGAUUUGGGAACCCCAGCCUCAUCACUAUGAGCAGUCAUCAGAAGACAUCUGGAAUGCUUGCUGCAUUGUCUGCAAGACUGUUGUGCAAGGAAUUGACAUUAACCGUAUCCGAGGCCUAGGAUUUGAUGCAACCUGUUCUCUUGUAGUGUUAGAUGACCAGUUUCGUCCUUUGGCAGUGAAUGUUGAAGGGGAGCACAAUAGGAACAUUGUCAUGUGGAUGGAUCACAGAGCAUUUUCACAGGCAGAGAGAAUUAAUCAGACAAAGCACAGUGUCCUGGACAGCGUGGGUGGAACAAUGUCUGUUGAAAUGCAGCCACCUAAGCUUCUCUGGAUAAAAGAAAAUCUAAAAGAAACUUGCUGGAAAAAAGCAGCCCACUUUUUUGAUCUACCAGACUUUCUUUCCUGGAAAGCAACUAGCUCACUGACCAGGUCCCUGUGUACCUUAGUCUGCAAAUGGACGUACAAGGCUGACAGCGGAUGGGAUGACAUCUUUUGGGAAUUAGUUGGAUUAGAGGAGUUCACUAAGGAUGGACAUGCAAAAAUAGGAAACCACGUCUUGUCUCCAGGAUCUCCUGUUGAAUAUGGUUUGUCACCAGAAGCUGCCAAAGAUUUGGGUUUAUCUCCAGGGACUGCAGUUGCAGCAUCACUUAUUGAUGCACAUGCUGGUGGAUUAGGUUUGAUUGGAGCAGAUGUAAGAGGAUACAGUCUACCUUGUGAGGGCCAGCCAAUUACAUCUCGCCUUGCUCUUAUCUGUGGUACAUCUUCCUGUCACAUGGCAAUAAGCAAGACACCCAUUUUUGUUCCUGGUGUCUGGGGUCCAUACUAUUCAGCAAUGGUUCCUGGAUUUUGGCUGAAUGAAGGAGGUCAAAGUGCAUCAGGAAAACUGAUGAACCACAUUGUCCAAGGUCAUGCAGCAUUUUCAGAACUGGAAGUCAAAGCCAAGUCAUGCGGUCAAAAUAUUUAUACAUACUUGAACAGUCACCUGGAACUGAUUAAGGGAAGUUUGCCUGCGGGUUCCCUUACUGUUGAUUUACAUGUUUGGCCUGAUUUCCAUGGCAACAGAUCCCCUUUGGCUGAUCCAGCACUAAAGGGCAUGGUGGUUGGACUGACUUUGUCUAACAGUCUGGAUAAUCUAUGCUGCCUUUACCUUGCCACUAUUGAAGCUAUUGCAUUGGGAACAAGGCAUAUUCUAGAAACAAUGCAGGCCGCUGGGCACAAAAUAACUUCUCUGUUCAUGUGUGGGGGCUUAAGCAAGAACCCACUCUUUGUACAGAUUCAUUCUGAUGUUACUGGCAUGCCCGUUGUCUUGUCCAGAGAGGUUGAGUCUGUUUUAGUGGGAUCUGCAAUACUCGGAGCAUGUGCAUCUGGUGAUUUCAGCUCAAUUCAGAACUCUGGCCUUCUUGCUGCAACCUGGUCUACCCAGCUGGUCAGCCCUUCGGUUUUGUAAAUCAUCACACCCGUAAGAACACUGCUAGCUAGAGCAGGUUAUAUCUGUCACGUUGACCCAACUCCUGCCAGAUGGCGAUCUUUUUCCAGGCAGUGCAUCAUGAACAUGCUUCAGUCUUAUCCAGAUGUGAAUCAUGCAGAAGGUGGAGUGUGGAGAGUGAUCAUGGUCUCCUUAUCAGACCAGCUAGGAGAGUGGCCUUGUGACUUCACAGGAGUUGCCAUCUUUCAAAGAGCCUGAACAAAAUUAGGAAAGUCUGUUUUGCUAGUGUGGUCAUUACAACACCUGUUGAUACUAGCGACAAGUUUUGUAUAAACAAAACUGUUUUGUCUUGUAAAGUUUUUUUUUCUUAAAGGAAACCACUUACCUUUCCCAUCCAUGCUUCAUAAAAAUGGAAAUAGGUGAUUAAUACUUUUUAUUGAUAAUGCUUAUUGAUAAAAGUUAUUUGUGGUGAUUAAUAAUUUUUUAUUGAUAAUGCUUAUUGGUAAAAGUUAUUUGUUUUGUACCCUAACACCAUUAUGUGUCAUGUAGUACAGUGGAUUUUUUUUUUUUUGGAGGGGGGAAUAAAUGUCAUAAUGUGUCUUACUUUUAAGUUUUAUAAAGUUAUGACUUGCAUGAGGUGCUAGGAGGUGACAAGGAUUACACUUAAAAUUGCUACAAACCUGGUAUUUAGAUGACUUAAUUUCUUUUUUAACUACAUUCUGAUUUUGGCUAGUCUAUGGCCAUUUACGUGUUCCUAAGGAAAGCUUGGGAUUACUGCAGAAUGCUGAGGACUUCAAACCAUCUGUAGUGCAUCCAUGUCAGUAUUAAAUACAUUCAUGUUCAGUUGAAUGUGUCACAAUUGGCGAAAUUCUCUGGUAUACCUAGGGACAUAUUUACGUAUUAUUACAAUUCACAGACAUGCAUAUAAAUUAGCCUAUUUUGUAUGUAACACAUGUAAAUGGUUCUGAAUUUUUGCCAGUAAGUUGAACAUCAUCAUAGUAAUUCGCCAAUAGCCAAGAUAGGUGGCAAAUGCAGUAGGAUACUGCAAACUUACUAUAGUAAGGAAAUAUUUUUAAACAUAUUAUCAUUUAACAAGAACUACUUCAAAAUAUUAUUUCAUUAUUGAUUUAAGAUUAAUUUGCAAUGAACUUACAUGUAUGCUGUGCGUGUUAUGAUAGCAUUGACUGAUUGGCAAAUUUCAGUCAUUUUGAAGUUGGAUUUCAUGAUAGCAGCAGUGGAAAUGACUAAUGAUGGCAGAAAAUGAUCAUUACUCUGGUGUAAUUUACUGAUUGUACGUACAUGGGUAUAAAUUCAGUAAUUUAGUGCAGAAGUUUCACUUUCCUAAGGAUAUGAACAGGCAGAUGUGAAGAAUCUGAAUUUUGUGAAUGAUAAUGAGGAAUAAAACAUGGCAUUAUUAUCAGUACAUGACAAUGGCAGAGGAUAGGGCAAGGAUGCUUUUUUGUGACAAAAGCAAUUGCAUUCAUGACCUGAAUGAACUGUAGGUAACAUAUUACAAUUUUACCUGGCUGUAUUGAGAUUUCUUUUAGUUGAUUAUAUUGGGCUGUGUUAAGUAACAAUUAUUGUGGGUGACAGGAAUACUUGGCCAGUGUUUUGUACUUUAAAAGUUGAUUACAUACAAACAUUACUGUCACACUUUCAGACUAUGGCCUUUUAUAUUUUUGGUUUGUUUUGAUUUACAUGUCGUACUAAUGGAAAAUAAGGGAUCAAAGCACAGAAAGGAUAACUUCAGCCAUGAGGAAACUUGUGUCCUCACCGCAGCACUUAGGGAAUAUGGAAAACUUCUUUUUGGUAAAGGAGGGCCCAGAUAAGCCAAAAGGAACAAGGCCUGGAGUCAAGUAGUUGUUGAAAUCAGUGUAGUUAAAGGCAGAAACCGAACACUGGCACAGUGCAAGAAAAGGGCAAAUGAUAAAUGAUAUGGUAGCACACGCUAGAAGCAAGGUCAAGUAAAAAUGCAACUCCCGUACCACUACGGGAGGUUGCAAAUCUUAUUCAAUUAAAUCUAGAUGAGGAAUACCUUUUGUCCAUCCAUGGUGAUGACUGUGACACAGAAGGUGAUGGAACAGGAAUAAUUUGAGGUGAUAUGGACACAGUUCCACCUUACCAGUGUCUGCAGCAACAGCAACACUCAACUGCUCAUGAAGAUUGGUUUAAAAUCUGUAACACAUUUUAUAU
Molecule: messenger RNA, 3880 nt
Organism: Protopterus annectens (West African lungfish)
Lineage: Eukaryota; Metazoa; Chordata; Ceratodontiformes; Protopteridae
Gene: FGGY
Product: FGGY carbohydrate kinase domain containing
Exons: 15
Coding region: 137-1708 (523 amino acids)
Biological process (GO): carbohydrate metabolic process
Molecular function (GO): phosphotransferase activity, alcohol group as acceptor; kinase activity
Source: RefSeq, a predicted model, not a curated record